ACGCUCUUCGAGUCAUUUUAUUUCUCUCCUUCCAACUAUCGAUGGCAGAGCGAUAGUUCACAGCGAUGAUGAGCCCUCGGUACUUCCUCCUCUUCCUUCCCUUUCUCCUCGCCUUCUCCAUCUUGCCGGACAGCACAUGUGCCGCCGGUACCAUCAUCUUCACCACCCUCGGCCGUAGCCGCUACAACUUCGAUAUCUUCUCCCUCCCCAUCGCAUCCUCCUCCUCUCGCCGCCGCCCCAUCGCCGUCGAUCGCCACGGCGAGCAUCGGCUCACCGACGGCGUCUCUGUCAACUUCAACGGAUACUUCCCCUCUCUCGCCUCCUCUUCCUUCCUCUCCUCGCUCCUCCCUUCAUCUUCUUCCUCCGUUGAUUCCCUUCUCUACAUCUCCGAGCGCAACGGCUCCUCCACCAUCUACCUCGAUCUCUUCCUCGCCUCCUCCUCUCCGUCCACUCGAAGAGACGCCCUUGAGUUGCAGACCCGCCUCCAAUUUCCUCUGGUUACGGCCCCCGACGACGCCGCCGCCGAAUCCGACCCUAAUGUCUCCAUGAAGGACCGGCCGUCUCUAUCCGGCGACCUCCUCGUCUACGUCUCAACCCACCAGCCCAAUCCUUCCCCCAGGCAGAGCUGGGCGGCCGUCUACUCCACACACCUCCCCACUGGCCGCACCCGCCGCCUCACCCCCUCGGGCAUCGCCGACUUCAGCCCCGCGGUCUCCGCCUCAGGCGCCUGGACCGCCGUCGCAUCGUAUGGCGCCGCGGGGUGGCCGGGGGACGUCGAGGAGCUUCGCACGGCCAUCUACGUCUUCCGGACCGAGGACGGGUCCGGAAGGACUCUGGUCGUCGACCAUGGCGGCUGGCCAUGCUGGGCCGACGAGUCCACUCUCUACUUCCACCGCCGGGGCUCCGACGGAUGGUGGAGCAUCUACCGCGCCACCAUCAGUGUCGGAACGACCACGGUGUCCCUGGAAUCCGUGGUCCGGAUCACACCUGCUGGUUUCCAUGCUUUCACUCCGGCGACGUCCGCCGGUGCUCCGGGAAUUAUAGCUGUCGCGACGAGGAGGCAAACGUCCAACUACAGGCACAUCGAGCUGAUCGACAUGAGGAGCGGAACGAAUGCUUAUGUGGAGGUGACACGGCCGGUCACGCCGUACUCCCACAACUACAACCCCUUCAUCUCCCCCGAGGGAUCCCAAGUCGGCUACCACCGAUGCAGGGGUAGCGGCAAUGGCAGUCCCUCCUUGUUGCUGGAGAACAUAAAGAGCUCGUAUCCGGAGGCCUUCUCGCUCUUAAGAGUCGAUGGCUCGUUCCCAUCCUUCUCGCCCGAUGGAGAACGGAUUGCUUAUGUCAAGCUGCCGGGGCUUUUCGUGGUGAACUCCGACGGCUCAGGCGGGCCGCGGGAGGUUUUCUCUGGCAUCGCUUUCCCGACGGCGUGGGACUGGAAGAGGAAGGGGACCAUCUACACUAGUUAUGGCCCCGACUUCGCUGCCGAGGGUACCCAAGUGGACAUCAUUUCCAUCACGCUGCCCGACGAAGACGACGACGAUGCUGGGAAUGCACAGCCAUCGAUCAAGAAGCUGACGACGGGGGGCGCGAACAACGCGUUCCCUUCCCCUUCCCCCAACGGCAAAUGGGUGGUCUUCCGCUCGGGGCGCUCCGGGCACAAGAAUCUGUACAUCAUGGACGCGGUGGAGGGCGAGAGCGCGGGGAUCCACCGGCUGACCGAGGGGCCCUGGAGCGACACCAUGUGCAACUGGUCGCCGGACGGCGAGUGGAUUGCCUUCGCCUCCGACAGGGACAACCCGGGCGGCGGGAGCUUCGCCAUCUACAUGGUGCACCCAAACGGCACCGGGCUGAGGAGGGUGGUGCACAGCGGGAGCGGGGGAAGGACGAACCACCCCUGGUUCAGCCCCGACUCCAAGAGCCUGGUGUUCACGUCGGACUACGGGGCCGUGUCGGCGGAACCCAUCUCCAAUCCCCACCAUUACCAGCCGUACGGGGAGAUCUUCACCGUCGGAAUCGAUGGGUCGGACAUCCGACGCCUCACGCACAACUCCUUCGAGGAUGGGACUCCGACAUGGACGCCCUACUUCUUGGAGCCUGCUGAUGUUGCCGAAUCGCUACAAGGCAGUGCUUGGUGCGAAUUCGAUGAUUGCCACUGGCUCAACAUACAGGCCCAGCUGGACGAAGCCGCCCGGGGCACUUCUUGCUAACAAGGUAUCGUUCGGCGCACCCUUGUGAUACAUACAUAGCGUUUGGAAUGGUUGUAGUAAUUUGUAUCUGAGAUGAUGCAUAUAAUCAUAAGAACUCUAAUAAAUUACAAAGUUGUCUGUAAAAAUCAUAGCUUAAACAUGGAGUGUAUAUGUAAUUUUGUGGUGGUGUCGUAAGAAAGAUCUGUACAUUUGCUUGCUAUCUGUAAAAUUAGAGCUGAGCCGAGCCGAGCUGAGCUUUAUGAUUGAUAA
Musa acuminata AAA Group (dessert banana) is the source of this 2459-nucleotide messenger RNA. RefSeq lists its product as uncharacterized. The record is from RefSeq and is a predicted model, not a curated record. NCBI's taxonomy places the organism in Eukaryota, Viridiplantae, Streptophyta, Magnoliopsida, Zingiberales, Musaceae. The coding region runs from base 66 to 2210 and encodes 714 amino acids. The transcript has a single exon.